This is a messenger RNA of Anoplopoma fimbria (sablefish), 1251 nucleotides long. RefSeq names its product Ts translation elongation factor, mitochondrial (gene tsfm). The transcript is spliced from 6 exons. The record is from RefSeq and is a predicted model, not a curated record. NCBI's taxonomy places the organism in Eukaryota, Metazoa, Chordata, Actinopteri, Perciformes, Anoplopomatidae. Gene Ontology annotation, cellular component: mitochondrial matrix. Bases 88 to 1014 code for a protein of 308 amino acids. Gene Ontology annotation, biological process: mitochondrial translational elongation. Gene Ontology annotation, molecular function: translation elongation factor activity; protein binding.
UUGUCUUUCCUCGGCUUCCUUACACAGCGUGGAUUUCAAUGACAUUCUGAGCUUUUAUAAGUCAAUUCACUCCAACGGGGUUUAAAGAUGUCGUUAACCUUUUUAUUUAGAACAAUUACAAGAGACUUUGCAAAGAUCAGUGUUUGUCAGCAUGUACAGUCGUUACACACAGGGUGUCAGCUUUUGGCAACUGAGAAAGCCCUCCUGAUGAAACUGCGGAAAAACACCGGCUACACUUUCAUUAACUGCAAGAAAGCACUGGAGAGGUUUGACAAUGACAUAACACAGGCAGAGACCUGGCUGCAUGAGCAGGCCCAGAAGGAGGGCUGGAGCAAAGCAAGCAAGCUGGAGGGUCGCAAAGCCAAAGAGGGACUGGUUGGUCUGUUUAUACAAGAUAAAGCUGCAGUAAUGGUGGAGGUUAACUGUGAGACAGACUUUGUCGCCCGUAAUGAGAAGUUCCAACAGCUGGUUAAGGAUGUGGCGUUUGCCACCUUGGCUCACCGGAAUAAAACCCAGAGCAGGACAGGAUAUGUUAAGAGUCUCCUGGCAGGUGAUGAGUUAAACAAACUCAGUGUGGAUGAAGGAGCUUCUCUUUCUGAUCGGGUGGCUCUCACAAUUGGUCGCCUCGGUGAGAACAUGUCAGUGAGGCGGGCGGUGACAGUGGGUGUCCCAGCUGAGUGGCACAUUGGCUCAUAUGUACACGGUGGUGUGCGCGACCAGACCGAAGUGGCCAUGGGUCGGUACGGCGCCCUGGUCAUAUUUCAGGGUGGAGAGAAGACAGAAUUGGAAUUUCUAGGCAGAAAGCUGGGACAGCAUAUAGUGGGAGAGGCCCCGGUGGCCCUGGGCAACAUGGAUGACCUGCCUUGUGGGGAAAGUGAGACCCGCCUGCUGCCUCAGACCUUCCUGGGAGACCCGAGCAGGACUGUUGCACAGUUCCUCAGAGGUCAACAGGCUCGAGUGCUGGACUUUGUCCGAUUUCAGUGUGGCGAGGUAGCCACUGAAGAAGCUAAAUGAAGAGAGGGAAACUAAAUGUGAAAGUAUAAUAUGUAGGUCUACCAGCACUGGUGCCUGAUGAAAUUACCAAUCCAACAAUAAAAUGUUUUAAUGCUGAAAAUAUUAGUCCAUAUUAUUUUGUAUAUGCUACACAGUAUGUUGAAUUAAUCAGGUAACCCACUGAUUUGCUUCAGACUACUGUCAUAAUGUACAUCCUCUUUCAUGUUUUCUUUGUUCUUCGCAUGUAUCAACAUGUGA